AUGCCAUCAUAUCAAAAAGAAUUAGAAGUCGCGAUUAAAGCUGUUCGUAGAGCAUCAAUAUUAACAGCCAAUGUCCAAUCUAGAGUUAUUGCGAACAAGUCAUCCUCAACAAUCACAAAAUCAGAUGCUUCACCGGUUACUGUUGCAGAUUAUGCAGCACAGGCUAUAGUUAUUAAUGCGCUUAAAUGCAGUUUCCCCUGUGAUGAAAUAGUUGCUGAAGAAAGUUCUGAUGGCCUUAGUGAUGAUUUUUUAAACCUAAUAUUAAAUGAAAUCAAUGAAAAUGCGCCCAAGCCAGAAGAUGUAUCUCUUUGCAACAAAGAAUAUCCGUUAUCCUCAACUAAAAAUGUUGCUGAAAUUAUAAAUAAUGGUGGGUCUAAAGGUGGCUCACAGGGCAGAUUUUGGUGUUUGGAUCCAAUUGAUGGUACCAAGGGGUUUUUAAGGGGUCAACAGUUUGCUGUCUGUUUAGCCUUGAUUGAAAAUGGUAAAGUUCAAUUGGGUUGUGUUGGUUGUCCAAAUUUAAAGUUGAAUGAUUUUGAUGAUGAUGAUGAUGCUACACUCACCACUGGUAAGAAAUACGAGGACCCGGAAAAAUACGGGUAUAUUUUUUAUGCAAUUACUGAUGAGGAAAAAGCUUAUUAUGUUGAAACUCUGGAAAGGGGAAACAACCGUCCUCAAGUUAUCGAGCCACAUGCAAACGCUGUUACUGAUUUCAGUAAAAUGAUUUCUGUAGAGGGUGUAGAAAAGACUCAUUCUUCACAUGAUAAACAAGACAUUAUUAAGUCUGAAUUGGGCAUUAAUAAAUCAGUCCAUUUAGAUUCUCAAGUGAAAUACUGUUUAUUAGCCUUAGGUUUGGGCCAUGUUUAUUUGCGUUUACCAAUAAAAAUGGAUUUUGAAGAGAAAAUUUGGGAUCAUGCUGCUGGUAAUGCUUUGGUUCGUGCGGUUGGUGGGUGUCACACCAGCAGUUUAUCUGAUGAACCAUUGGAUUUUAGCAAGGGCAGAACUUUGAAGACCAAAGGUGUUAUUGCAUCUGUAAUCCCAGCAAAUUUACAUUCUAAAAUUGUUGCCAGCGCUAAAAAGGCUAUUUUAGGUUAA
Messenger RNA from Saccharomycodes ludwigii, 1092 nucleotides. It is a transcript of the gene MET22, whose product is annotated as 3'(2'),5'-bisphosphate nucleotidase. The record is from RefSeq and is a predicted model, not a curated record. The coding region runs from base 1 to 1092 and encodes 363 amino acids. Gene Ontology annotation, biological process: phosphatidylinositol phosphate biosynthetic process; sulfate assimilation. The transcript has a single exon. Gene Ontology annotation, molecular function: 3'(2'),5'-bisphosphate nucleotidase activity. NCBI's taxonomy places the organism in Eukaryota, Fungi, Ascomycota, Saccharomycetes, Saccharomycodales, Saccharomycodaceae.